This is a messenger RNA of Teleopsis dalmanni, 1308 nucleotides long. Its product is annotated as probable pseudouridine-5'-phosphatase. Bases 447 to 1154 code for a protein of 235 amino acids. Gene Ontology annotation, molecular function: phosphatase activity. Lineage: Eukaryota; Metazoa; Arthropoda; Insecta; Diptera; Diopsidae. The transcript is spliced from 3 exons. The record is from RefSeq and is a predicted model, not a curated record.
AUAUCUUGUAGGAAAUUUCUUCUUCAUCAUCUAAUUCAUUUGAAAUUUGUUCUUGUGUAGAAAGGUUGAAUCAAAGUGGAUGUGUCGCGCAAUUAAAUAUUGUAACGGAAUUAAUUUUAAAUUAACUAUAAUUUGGAGACAGAAAUAAUAUUUUUGGAAUACUUGGAAAAAUUAGUGGUUUGUUGUUGUAUUUGACCUUGACAGAUUUGACACAUAUUGCUUUUCAUAUAUGACAAAGUGAAAAAAGUAUAUAGGAAAGAAAUUUUCUAGAUAACAGCUGUUGUUGCCGCCAUUCAUACACUUGCCUGAAAUAUUUUGAAAUAGUAUUUACUGUUUGUGUUUUAUUGCUUGAAAGCACAAACUGAUAUAAUUAAGCAUCGGCUGUGGUUAAUUAAUUUAAAAGGUGAUAAUUUAUAUUAUUGUGUGGCUAUUUCAUCACAACAAUAAUGGUUGAGGUAAACUCCAAGAUCUGCGAGAAUGUCACACACUGCAUUUUUGAUAUGGAUGGACUUUUGCUUGACACUGAAGGCAUUUACGAAGAAAUCACAAGGCAAAUAGUUAAGCCCUUCGGUAAAACAUAUCCUUUUGAAGUGCGCGUUCAGGUUCUUGGCACAAACGAACGCACAUCAGCUGAAAUUACAGUGAGGGAAUUAGAUUUACCAAUAACUGUUGAUGAAUUUUUAGAGCAAUACCACAAAUUGUGUCAAGAAAUGCUGGGAAAUACUCCCUUAAUGAAAGGCGCUGAACGUCUGCUGCGUCACUUGAGUAAACACAAAAUUCCUAUUGCAUUGGCUACAAGCUCUGCUGAAAAUAUGGUAAAAAUUAAAACCCAAAAUCACCAGGAACUUUUUAAUUUAUUUCACCAUCGUGUUUGUGGAUCUUCUGAUCCAGAAGUUAAAAAUGGCAAACCAGCACCAGACAUUUUUCUGGUAGCGGCUUCACGUUUUCCGGAUAAACCUCAACCAAAAAAUUGUCUGGUUUUUGAGGACGCACCAAAUGGUGUACAGGCCGCAUGCUCCGCUUGCAUGCAAUCUGUUAUGGUGCCCGAUGAGCAUAUACCUCCUGAGAUGCGUAAAUUAGCCACAAAAGUUUUAAAGUCACUUGAAGAUUUUAAACCAGAAGAAUUUGGUUUGCCACCGUUCCAAGACGAAUAAAUUAAAGAAUUUUAUUCAUAACAACUACAAACAGUCCCUUAAAUAAUAUAAAUAUAUAUUUUCAGAUAAAUUUAGCAAAAUAAUUACUUUUAGAAAGUAUUUUUGAACACAAUAAACUAACAAACAAAUCAUUUGUUCCUUGAAAAUGUUAUUA